ACUUGUCAAAGGCCGAGAUGCCCAGCCUGCGGAGAUGCUGGUGGCCGCCCCUCCUCCUCCUGUGCCUGUGGGCGGAGAUGGGCGGUGUGUGGGUGGCACCCUCCCCCCUGGACCACUCCACGCCGACGCCCGACCUCUUGGCACUCACGCAGGAUUUCUGGCACUGGAAGACCCAGGAUUAUCCGCAGUUCGCGACGCAGGUGGGGAUUAACGACAACGCAGCUGGUCGCCUGGACAGCCUGAACGAAGAACAUUUUCUACAACGAAAGGCCAAGUGUGAAACAUUUCUGGAAAGAGCAGAAGGAAUUGACCCGGAAUCGCUGUCGGAAAAUGACUUCAUUAACCUCGAGAUGUUCAAAGAGGAGGUCAGGACAUACAUCGAUAACUUUGAUUACCUGAAGUUCUUCACCCCAAUCACCUUCCUGGGAGGACCACAGCUCGGCUUCAAGUUUAUGGUCGAGAAGCAAAUGGUUCUGCAAAAUUACAACGAUUACCAAAAGCUGUUGGCCAGGUAUGGAGAAUUCCCGCGCCAGACGAACGAAAUUCUGGAUAUCAUGCAGAAGAAUAUCGACUCUGGUCUCAUGCCGGCUAAUUGGUCUAUGUUCAUUGUGAUCAAAGGUUCUGAGAUUUGUUCAAUUAUGCUUCCAGGAGAUAGGACAUGUGUAGAAAAAAAAUAUAUAUCAGUAUUUGUUGAUUAUAUUGUCAUUAUAUACUUCCUCACCCUACUCAUCUCCUUACUUACUCCCCCUCCCCUAACUCGCUCCCCUGACUCACCACCCCCUUCCCUACAGGAGCACUACAUCCCAGCGACACGACCUGAAGUAGCCGCGUCGUCACUACCCGGCGGAGAGGACUACUACCUGGCCUGUCUCAAGUUCCACACGACCACGCAGCUCACGCCCCAAGAGAUACACAGCUUGGGUCUCUCGGAGAUUAAGAGGAUCGAGGAAGAGGUCAAUAAGACCGCCCAGGAGAUGGGUCUCGAGGGCCACACUGCAGCCGAGGUCUUCCAGAUUCUCAAGGAGGACCCAGACCAGCGUUUCAGCAGCAAGGACGAGCUUCUCAACACCUACAGACAGAGAAUUUAUGGCGACAUCUAUCCCUUGGUUCACCAGCUUUUCGACACAGUGCCUGAAGUUAAUGUGACGGUCGAGGGAGUCGACGAACCCAACGCUGUCUAUGCCUAUUACGCAGAGCCAUCCAUGGAUGGGUCUCGCCUGGGCACCUUCUUCUUAAACUCGUAUAUUUAUGAUAAGCAUAAGAAAUACGAGGUCACGGCCCUCGCCCUUCACGAGGCCAUCCCAGGUCACCACUUCCACUCCGCCUACACGAGGAUGAACCCUGCCACGCCCGAUUUUCGGAAAUACAUCGACGGCACGAGAAUGGGCGACGUUCCAGCGAAGUUUCCCCUGCACACCGUUUUCGUCGAGGGCUGGGGUCUCUACGCCGAGCUGCUGGGAGAGGAAUUGGGUCUCUAUGCCGACUCGUACCAGAGACUAGGCCGCUAUUCCUUCGAGCUGCUUCGCGCGAGCAGGCUUGUGGUCGACACCGGGAUCCAUGCCCUCGGCUGGUCACGUGACAGGGCGGUCAAGUUCAUGCUGGAACGCACGGGCAUGUCUGAAACCGCGAUUCAGAUCGAAGUGAACCGCUACAUCACCUGGCCGGGCCAAGCGUGCUCUUACAAAAUCGGCGAAAUUAAAAUAAAAGAGCUGCGGCAAAAGGCUCAGAAUGCUCUGGGAAAUCUGUUCCGAUUGCAAGAUUUCCACGGCGUGUUGCUGCAGUGCACAGGUCCCUUGAACAUCCUGGAACAGUGCGUGAACAACUAUAUAGAGAGGACGAUACCGACCAUGACGAAGCCGAAGAAAACGGGAAUGGGGACGACGAAGAAAACGGAGUUGGAGAAAACGGAGAUAGCUCUAGUCCGGGUGUUACGGAAAACGGUGAUGUGGGAGACUCAACUAAUUCAGAGAACGCUGGGGCCUCUUUGAAAUGCGAUGGAUAUCUUGCUGUGAUUUUGUCUGCGUCUAUAUUGCGCGUAUUGUAUUUAUUUAGAUAGUCAUAUUUUUGUUGCUGUGUAUCAUGUAUCCAAACCUUAUGUAUACGUUUAUUCACUGUAUGUGUGUUCUGUAUAUCACUUUUUCUGUUGUGUUUGUACAUUUGUCUCUCGUCCAACUUGUAGCUAAUCACAUCAUAGUCAUGUAUUGUAAAAUAUUCCUUUCAGAUAUAUGCAAAUAUAUAUGUACGAAGUAAAA
Penaeus monodon (black tiger shrimp) is the source of this 2252-nucleotide messenger RNA. RefSeq lists its product as uncharacterized. The transcript is spliced from 13 exons. Lineage: Eukaryota; Metazoa; Arthropoda; Malacostraca; Decapoda; Penaeidae. The record is from RefSeq and is a predicted model, not a curated record. Bases 18 to 1988 code for a protein of 656 amino acids.